Messenger RNA from Astyanax mexicanus (Mexican tetra), 2989 nucleotides. RefSeq lists its product as uncharacterized. The record is from RefSeq and is a predicted model, not a curated record. Lineage: Eukaryota; Metazoa; Chordata; Actinopteri; Characiformes; Acestrorhamphidae. The coding region runs from base 323 to 1318 and encodes 331 amino acids. The transcript has 7 exons.
GUGAAAUCUGAUGUUCUUGAAUUUUUUACCUUCAAAUAUUUACAUAUUUAAAAUUCAGAUAUAAAAAUUUCAGUUUAGAACAGUUUUAAAAUGAUAGAGAGCACAAAUUUCAGAUAAAAAAAUAAUUCAGGUACAACAAUUUCAAGUAAAAAAUAAUUCCAUAGGGAAAAAAUUAUUCAGGGAUUAAAAAUUCAGGUUUUAAAAAUUCAGGUUUUAAAAAUUCAGGUUGUAAAAAUUCAGGUUGUAAAAAUUCAGGUCAUUAAAAUUCAGGUUAUAAAAAUUCAGGUCGAAUAAAUUCAGGGAAACAUCCGGGGUACACAGAAUGAGCAAACGAGCGCAGAGCUUAUCGAACUCACAGCUGGCCAAUCACAACACAGCUCUGAGGUCACUGGGAGGAGCGUCUUCCUUACCCAGUGAAUGUCGGUGGAGAAGCGCAUGGAAGACAAUGGCGGGAGAUCACAGCAGAGAUACUGCUAUUCCAGUUGAAGCUUUUAGACAAGAUUGCAUCUCAAGACUCCGGACAAGGCUUGAGCAUAUUCUUUCAAGUAACAUUCCUGAUUUUGACUACAUGCUCUAUGUUGUUAGCCAAGAAAGGGUCUUCACAAGUGCAGUUGGACUUGACUUUUUACCAGAUGUGAAGGAAGCAAUGGAUGGACUUUACUCAUGUCUUACCACACUGCUUGCAUCACAAGACUCUCCCACUUUUGUUUCUUGGGAGAUGGGGCCCCAUGGACGUUUGAGAUUUAACAUUACAGCUGAAUGUUUGAAUAAACUUUUUGAGAUCGGACUAUCUGCCUCAUGUGUUGCCAGCAUUCUGCAAAUCUCAAAAAGUACAGUACACCGUAGAAUGCGUGAGUACAAUAUAUCUGUGUCAAAUAUGUACUCUACACUUUCUGAUGAUGAGCUAGACACAGCAGUGAGAAACAUCAAAUCAAGGUUUCCACAUGCAGGCUAUCGAACAGUCAAGGGAUGUCUUCAGUCUGAGGGCCACCGCGUGCAGUGGACGAGAGUAAGAGCCUCAAUGCAUCGAGUUGACACUGCUGGCAUUUUGUCAAGGUUGUCAAGUAUGGGUUGUGUUGUACGUCGCAAAUACUCUGUUCCUGGACCAUUGUGCAUGCAGCAUAUUGACACCAAUCACAAGCUUAUCAGAUACAAUAUUGUAGUAUUUGGUGGCAUUGAUGGCUUCUCAAGAAAGAUUAUGUAUCUCAACGCUGCUUCCAACAACCGAGCUGCAACUGCAUAUGAGUUCUUCAUGGAUGGUGUGAGGAAGUUUGGCUGGCCCUACAAGUCUGUAAAGCUUUUACUGUCUUUUUCAUGAACAUCUUAGCUGGAUUUUGUCUGGAGAACAGACCACGGAAAUUACAAAUCAUCCUGUAGUCAUCCAUAUUUGGCAGUAUGUCUAAUGUAAUUUUUAGUGACAUAAAUAAAUAUGUUCAGAAUUUCAGAUCUUAUUAGACCAUUUAAUAGUCAUAAUACCAGUAUCCCGUCACUGGACUGCAGCAUUUUAAACAACUUUCCAGUGUUGUUGAGUGAUUUUGGUAUGUUUAAAAAGCAGGUGUUUGUUCCCCACAUGACUCAAAGUAUAAGGUCAACCACCUUAAUCACACUGUGAUCAGCAAAACCAUCAAACGUAAACAAAGUCCUAUGCUAUGCUGGUUAAGAGCAAAGCUGCUCAACCAAUAUAGGGGAUGUGCAGCUUUGUAUUGGAUUUGUGAUGCCAGUUACAGUGCAGUGCUGUUUGUCAUUUAGCUAAUACUCACCAAAACACCCUGCACUUCUGUCUACACUGCCUAACAUCACCAAACUGAAAGAGUUUUUCUCCCCUAGCACUUUCACAACCCUGUGAUGGCCAUGACUACUGUAGCCUUCUAGUUGGACAAUAUCAUUAGCUUACAUGUAGCAAUAUAAAGCCCGAUUUAAGAUAAAAAAAUGUGUAAUCCUGAGUAUACAAUCAUGUUCUAAAACAUAAACACAAAUGUGCACAAACAACAAGGUGCCAACUACAAAAUGAAGACCCAACUUCAGUGGUCUGUGGUGUAGUCACCAUCAUCAUAACUGUACCCCCUUCCAGAGUGCGAGCCGAUCAGGGUGUAGAGAACGUGGAUAUUGCUCAGGCGAUGUUAAAUGUACGAGGAACUGGGUGUGGAAGCUUUAUAUCUGGCAAAAGUGUCCACAAUCAGAGAAUAGAACGUCUUUGGCGUGAUGUGUGGGUAGCUGUUACACACCUGUACUAUGAUGUUCUUCACACUUUGGAAGAGGAUGGGCUUCUUGACAUUGCUGACUGCUUGCACCUCUAUUGUGUUCACUACACGUUCCUGCCAAGACUGAAAGAUGACCUGUCCAGGUUUGCACAUGGCUGGGAUCAUCAUCCAAUCCGGACUGAACAAAACAUGACCCCAAAUCAGCUGUGGUCCCUCGGCCUCAUGCAUAAUCCAGUCAGAGAACCAGAAAUGUCAGAGUUAUUGAACUGUGUAUAUUUAGGAAAUUCAGAUUGAUGCCAUUGACUGGGAAGACUCUGGAUUGACUGUUCAGGAAUCACACCAUGGGGUCGUCUUGCCGGAAUUGGAAUGCCCGCUACAUCCCCAGAGCCUUGAGCUGCUUAGGUCAGCUGUACAACCAACUGCCCCAUCAGAUAGCUUUGGCCGUGAUCUGUAUUUGAUGUGUCUACAACAUGCUUCAUAUCUUCUGGAGAAUCAGUAAGUGGGAAGGAAGUUACCAGAAGGAAUGUGCUGCAUGCUUAUGCUAUUUUACUUUUAAUUUUAUGGACUUCUACAAGAAAAAAAAAACUACUUCUUUAAAAGUUGUAUUAAGAGUUUGGCUGGGUAAACACUGUUUCUAAACCUGGGCUGAAGUAUCCUUUGGUGUUUUUUUGGGUAAAGACUAAGGUUCUUUAAAGACUACGUUUGAUUUUGACUGAAGAAACCUUUUUGUUAAAACAUUUCUGUGCAUUUCUAAAUAUAUAUGUUUUAUACAUAAAUAUUUAACUGUG